UCGCCCAAAUACAGAAAAACCGAGUGGAGGGAGGAGCCAAGAGGACUCGACAAUAAAACUGCUACUUUGCAUAACGGCCGACGCGCGAUGUUAAGGCAGGAAAGUGGGCGGAGCUAACGGGGUUUGGGUUUGAAUGUCGGAGUGAGAAGCGCCGGGGGAAGAAGGCAAACGAGCUGAGCGGCUGAGGAGAGGCGCAGGGGAGCCGUUUAUCAGUCCCUCCAUACAUCGCGGAGCAGCCGGGCGACGAAACUUCUCACACAAGAGUGUUUGCAGUUUACUGAGGAUUGGUGGGGAUAGACCAAAUAAAGAUACUAAGUAUUGAAGGUUUAAGAUGGAUACAGCAGAAGAACCUCAAAAAAAAGUUUUCAAAGCUCGGAAAACAAUGAAAGCGAGUGAUCGGCAACAAUUAGACGCAGUACACAAGGCAAAAGAGGAAUUGAUAAAACCAACAGAGGUAAAGCUACUGAAUGGAAAUCAUGAAAAUGGGGAUAUGGAUAUAAUUGCUGAAAAUGAUUUUGUGACAGAAAGAAAAGAACUUAAUGGCAUGAUAGAGGUUAACUCUGAGCCUCAUGAAGUUCCAAUUGUUAAGCUUUCAGACAUCAAGGAAGGUUUGAUAAACCUUGAACAAACCAAAGACUUAAAACUAAAACUUGAACUUCAGCAUACUGAAAGUCCUGUAUGUCAAGACAAUGAAACCAGUGCAUCAGUUUGUGAAGAUGCGGUACCUGUGUCUUCUGAUAACAAGGAAGAACAACAUGAAGUAACAAAUACUGAUGCAGCACAAGAAGAAGCUGCUAGUUUACAGUCAUUUGACAAGAAAACCACGGACACUGAAUUGUCAGAAGAACAAUCUGAGGUUAACAAUUCUGGGGAAGAGGAAAGUCAUAUUGUGUUAGAUGGAAUUCAUGAGCUAGAAGAUGAUAUCCCUGAGGAAGAUGUAAAUGAAAGGGCAUUCGCAGAAGAAAAUAUGGAUGUAGAGCAUAAGGAGCAAGAGAAAAUUGUACAAGGAGAAGAUGAAAAUAAUGACCUAAAAGAUUCUACAGAUGAACAGGGUGUACAAUCAGAUGUUGCAGAGGGAACAGAACUGUCAAGAAAGAAGGAAGAACAGCAAGAAACUACAGAGAAUGUAAGCAAACAGGAAACAGAACCUGAGGGGAAAACUGAGAAUGCAGCCUCUACUCCUGAGAUCACUAAUGAUAUAGCAGAUGGACAACAAGAGGAAGAAGCCCCACAGGACAUGGAUAUGGAACAAGAAGAGGGAUGUUCAGAAGAAAAAUCAGAAAAUGUAGAAACUACAGCAGAAAAUAUAGAAACUCCAGCUGAUGAACUUCAGCCAAAUGAAGAGGCUAUAUCAAGCAGUAUGGAAACUGACCAGAGUAUAAAAGUUGAAGAGCAAAAAUGUUCAGGUGUCCAAGAAGCUACUCUAGAAAAAUCUGUUUCAGAAAUACAGACAGCCUCUGGAUUAGAAAGUCCAGACACAAUGGAAACCGAUGAAAUCAUUCCAAUUCUUGAAAAGCUUGCACCAGUGGAAGAUGAGCCUCUGGACUUUGAAAAGAAUCAUUUAAACUCUGAAAGUAUUGCAGAUUCUGAAGAACAAAAGGCAGGAAAUGAGGAAACCUCACCAAGCAAACAAGAUAAUAGAGAAACUCUACCCAGUGAAGCAUUCCUCGUUCUUUCUGAUGAGGAAGAACCAAGUGAUGAACGCUCCUCACCAGUAGAAGAAAAAACAACAUCGGCCCCACAAGCUAUAGAUGCUGAUACUGAAACUGCUAAAAAGUCAGGAGAAAAAGAGGGAGAACAAAAAGAAGAAAGUGUGAAGGAACCACAGGCUGAGACAAGUGAAGUUUCCCCAGAUGAAGUUUCUCUAGGUGAAGUUUCUCGGCGGAAGCGUUCUAAAUCUGAGGACUUCGAAAGUGAGAGCUCAAAGCGACGGCGUUAUGAAGGGGAAGAAUAUGAGGCUGAAUUACAAGUGAAGAUUACAGCAGAUGAUCUCAACAAGAAAUUACAAAAUGUGAUCCAGAAGAUGCUUGAGGAGAGGCUAAGCACCUUGCAGUGUGUUGUCUUUGACAAAACCCUAGCUGAUCUUAAGACCCGAGUGGAGAAGAUAGAAUGCAAAAAACAUGAAAAUAUUUUGUAUGCAAUACAGGCUAAAAUUGCAAGGUUGACAAAACGCUUUGGUGCAGCAAAGGAAGACCUUAAGAAAAGACCAGAGCAAUCUACAGCGGUCAACCCAGCAUCCCCAGGAAAAACUGUAAAUGAAGCGUCAACUGCCAAUAAUUCCAUGAACUACAGAAGUGCCAGCACAGUGAGGCAAAUGCUGGAGUCAAAACGAAAUGUUGGAGAGACAGUAACUAUUCUUCAGCCUUCAACCACUGCUCAGCCAUCAACUCCAACAACAUCUAGUUUACCGCACCGUACUCCUAACACUACUACUCAGGUGUCCGUAAGCCAGUCCACUGCAAAUACCAGUCUACAGGGAAGGGCACCACCUGAUUGGAAACUAAUUCAACAAAGAAUAAAUGCUUCCAGCAUUGGAACUCCUCAAAACUCUCUAAAUAACCAGAAUAAGCCUUUGCCACCUGUUACCUCUGCUCCAGUAAUGACUUCUGUUAUUCCUGCAACUACGACUGCAACUGUUGUAGGGAACAGCCAGGUGUCCGGCAGUAGUUCCCAGCCAAUGUCUGUAUCCCUUCAGUCUUUGCCAGUUAUUCUUCAUGUGCCAGUUGCAAUGCAAUCUCAGUCUCAGCUCAUGCAAGGCACUACAGGAACCUUGGUUACUAACCAGCAGUCUGGAAAUGUAGAGUUUAUCCCAGUGCAAAAUCCGUCCUCCAUCAGUAAUCUUACAAAAGCGUCUCCAGUGUCCUUGACUCCAAAUAAACCUGUUAACAGUCCUUCGAUGCCAAGUCCAAGCAUACAGCGGAAUUCUCCAGGAAACUCCGUAUCAUCAACUCUGACUGUACAGUCUAUCCCCACAACACAUUCAGUUGCACAGUCAUCCAGACCCUCUUUGCCAUCCACAGCAUCUUCAGGAAUUUACAAUCAAGCUAACAAUCGCACCACUUCGCAAUUAAAAUCUCCACUGUCUGGCUUCAACAGUCCAAGUUCAGCUGAAGCAACAAGCUCUUCUAGAGAACUGCAAACUAACAGAACAUCAACUUCAGAAAGUGUCCCAAGCAAGAGGGUAGUUGAAAAUUCAACUGCGGGAGGAAAACCUGGUGGAGUUAUUGACCUCACACUAGAUGAAGAAGACAUUGAGAUUACUUCUCAAGAUUCCAGGAGGACAAGUACUUCAGGCUUAUCAGGAAAUAUCCAGCCCCAAAUGAUAAGUCGACCACCACAACUUCCACAACCAAAUGCUUUGCAGUCACCAUCUACAUCUGCAAAUAUACCUUCUCAAGCCACCAUACAUGUGUUGCCUACAGCUCAGACAACAGUAAAUAUAACGCAGCGUCCAGGGACUCAAAUGACAAGGACUUCAGCACCUCGUACACCAAACAAUCAGCAGAUGGUUUACACUACGUCUAGCCUCCCUACAGCCCCAAUCCAGACACCUGUACGCAAUACUGUUAUGCAAAAUCUAAGGCAAAUCACCCCUCAAACUGGAGGGGUGCCUGUAAGAAUGCAGCAGACAGCUGCAUAUGUGGUAAAUAAUGGAAUGACAAUGGGAUCUUCUGGCCCACAGCUUACAGUCCACCAUCGACCUCCUCAGGAAACGGCAAGACCCAUCCACCCAGCUCCACUUCCCGAGGCUCCACAACCACAGAGACUUCCUCAAGAAGCAGCUGGUACGUCACCUCCUCAAAAACCUCAUCUCAAACUAGCCAGAGUGCAAAGUCAGAAUGGAAUUGUACUUUCUUGGAGUGUAUUGGAAGUGGAUCGCACUUGUGCCAUUGUGGACAGCUAUCACCUCUAUGCAUAUCACGAGGACCCAAAUGCAACCUCCCCUUCACAGUGGAAAAAGAUAGGGGAAGUAAAGGCUCUGCCUCUUCCUAUGGCUUGCACUCUUACACAGUUUGUAUCUGGAAGCAAGUAUUAUUUUGCUGUAAGAGCAAAGGACAUCUUUGGCCGAUUUGGACAGUUUUGUGAUCCACAGUCUACAGAUGUUAUUUCCACACAGAGCAGUUAAAAGCACCAGAAAGCGAACUUGCUAUUUUUGUCUUUUUGGUUUUGUUGUUUUAAACCUUGUGCAUGAACUUGACGUAAGACAAAAACUGAUCGGCUUUCAUUCAGGGAUCAGUGUACAGCACUUUCCCAGCAUCUUAAAAUACAAUCAAUGACUUACUGAACCCACUCAGCAACCCAUUUGGACCAGUCUCCUCAAAGUAUGGAUAAAGUGGACCUUUUUAUGUUUUUCCUUAUUAUUCUGGAGCAAGUGUGCUGUCAUCAGUUCUUCAGACCAGCAUCCAGGCAAUGCAUUAAGAAGGUUAUAGAUUUAGUAGUUUAGUGAAAUGGGUUAAAUAGAAACAGAACAAAGAACGGAAAUUUGUGGAGACAGGAGUUCUGCAGUGUAUUUUGGGACUUAAAAAUACUUUAUUCCCAGCCAAGGUUAAUGUAGCUCCUAAGGAAGACAAGUAUUACAGAGGAACCAGGGUUGUGUGGGUAGCUCAUGCACAAAGUCCUCUGUGUGUACCCCACUGGCUUGGGGAUUCUGAAACUUAACAAUUAUCUAUGGGGAUAAAGAGAAAGGUGGAAAUACUUGUUUCUUUUGUCCCCCCCCCCCUUUUUUUUUUCUUUUCUUUCUUUUUUGUGCCUUAACUUUUUUUUAUAUAUUUUUCCUUUCUGGUUUAACUGCCUAUCCUCUAGCCAUGUAUAUUUAUAGAAAGAAAUCUAUCCAUAUCUCUGCGCCAAAGAGGAGUGGUUUCAAUUAUGUAGACUUUUUAAUUUCAUUUUUUUUUUUUUUUUGUACCUAUUGCAUUCUAGACCAAGAUGGAAUAAAACUUUAUUUCAGGAGUCUGCAAGCCUGUUACAUGAGGCAGGUGUUAUCAGUCUCCAGCCUUCCUGCGGUUUAUAUUAUUACUGUGUCUGUGUUUUUAAAAAUAAACAGAAAGCUACUUAUGCAGGUUUCAGAUAUGUCAGGUCAACAGUUUGCCCCCAAGGGAAAAAUAGAAAUAGAUUUGGGAAAAACAUGCAUGUAUUAUUUUAAAUGUACAGUGUAUUCUAACAAAUUCCACGAAGGAUAACUAUUUUUGUAUUAGUAUAGUUUUCUCCAGCUACGAACUCCUGAUGUAAAACCGGGCAAAGCAAAACAGGCGGUUAUCAAUUUGUUAGCUAUUCUAACUCAGAUGAUGUUUGUGCAAUGCAGGGUUCAUUGUAUCUCUGAUAGCAUUUGUGUUCUGAUUCCAUUUUUAACUAGUACAUUUAGUAUUGUGAGUAUUUUACAAUUGCAGUACACAGAGGAUCAGCAGGUUACAGAAAAACAGUCCUACGCGAGGUUGUAACCUUUCAGCCCGAAAUGGCAUACUCUUCCAUGACACUCUCAGUUCUAAGCAGGCAAACGCUAAACAGGGUGGAAAGCUCUACUUUAAGAAAUAUUGUUACCUUGUAUAUAAAUAAUAAAUAUUUUUUACAAAUGUG
Messenger RNA from Xenopus tropicalis (tropical clawed frog), 5574 nucleotides. It is a transcript of the gene atf7ip, whose product is annotated as activating transcription factor 7 interacting protein. The transcript is spliced from 17 exons. NCBI's taxonomy places the organism in Eukaryota, Metazoa, Chordata, Amphibia, Anura, Pipidae. The record is from RefSeq and is a predicted model, not a curated record. Gene Ontology annotation, cellular component: nucleus. The coding region runs from base 332 to 4126 and encodes 1264 amino acids.